Molecule: messenger RNA, 2230 nt
Organism: Dimorphilus gyrociliatus
Lineage: Eukaryota; Metazoa; Annelida; Polychaeta; Dinophilidae
Source: the annotation of a GenBank genome assembly
ACUUGCGAAAGAAUUCGCAAAAUAACCGUGACAGGAAACGAAGUUACCAAUGGAGACGUCAAAUAUAUCUAACGACCCGAGCCUCUUUACUGCAAAUAGGUAUCUAGAAACAUCAAAAACAUUACCUUUUAACUGCAUGGCUCUCUCCGGAGAUAUUUUAUGGAUCGUUUCUCGUUGGGUAAGUCAACUACGUUGUAGGAAUUGUUCACCUUGGGCGAUAUUUUGCAAAUGGAAUGAAUGCUUUGUUUCGAAAUUCGAUGUUAAUUUUAAUUUACGCUAUUUAGAACUUUUUAUCGAAGAUAAAUUUUACAAAAUAUUUCACUUAAUUAAUUUUAUAUUAACUAGACAUAAUCAUGAGGUUGAUUGCGAUUAAUGUGGGCGUUAGGCGCAGCUUAUCAAACACAAUGGUAUUUACUUUUGGUUUCAGGUAUAAAAACUACGGAUCAAAACAAUGGCUGUCGCACCUCAUGGGAGUGUCUUUGCUCAUAUCCCGCCAUUCGACACAGCCCAAAUUCAGUACGUAAUCCAACGUGCACCAGCAAUGACGAGCGGAGCUUUACCAACUGUCCCCUAUAUUCCAUUACUGCGACAUGUUACGCCUAUUAGAUCAACGUAUCUCCCGCUUUCGACUUGUUCAUCGCAAGCUCGACCGAUAACCAUCCGUCCUCCGCCUCCCGUCUUAGCUUGGACUACAGAGCGAGACGCUCGACCUGUACAACUUAUUCAACCAUAUGUCACCAGCGUCCCAUUUGUUCAGUGCCAACCUCAACAUCUACCAUAUGUUGGCCUACCUCUUGUUGUUACACGUCGGGUAGGCGAUGGUGAUCGUAAAGAUGAACGUCGUUCCCCGUGUCAUACAGCAACCAAACGAUCUCCAAAUUUAUUAAAAUUAAUGGCUUCGGAUGUUCUCCGAAUUUCCGAGUUAUCUCUGGAGUCUGAACAGUCAAAGAGAAAUAUUGCUCGCCAACGUACCAACGUUGACGAUGAUUUAGAGAGAUUACUAAAAACGUCCUGGAAUUCCACAUGGACGGCUGUAGACGCUCAAUUAAAUAGAACUGUUUCGUGCCAACAUUGUCGUUCAGAUCAUGAUCGUCAAAUAGGAUGUGGAGCAUUUGGCGUUGUUUGGAGAGUACACGAUCCGGUUACAGGUAGAAAGAUGGCUUUAAAGCGGAUGACACAUGUUCUAGAGCAUCGAGCACUGGCUGUUAGAGCAUUAAGAGAAAUCCGGCUCCUUCUAGAAUUGAAACAUGAUAAUAUUCUAGGAGCAAUUGAUGUUCUUAGGCCAGCACCUAAGUAUAUAUGUGUGCUAACCGAAUUAAUGCAUGGAGAUGCUUCAAAUAUUGUUGGACAUACACUAACUGACGCUCAACUUUGUACAUUAACCUAUCAAUUACUCCGAGCCGUUAAGUACCUACACUCGGCUGGGGUAAUUCAUAGGGAUUUGAAGCCGGCCAACCUUCUGCUUUCUCGAACUGGUCAUUUGAAAGUUGCAGAUCUUGGUUUAGCACGAAUAACGGAUGGCUCAAAUUCCAAUCAUCUGACACAAGAGGUCGUUACUAUAUAUUAUCGUGCACCAGAGGUUCUUAUGGGAUCCAGAAAUUAUGGACCAGCUAUCGACUUGUGGUCGGUAGGCUGUAUAAUAGCCGAGUUGGCUAUAGGACAUGUUCUCUUUCACGCUUCAACCGUUCCGGCUAUGCUAGAGAGUGUAGUAAGAGUCUUAGGUUUACCAACUGCUUCAGCUCUGGCUCAAGCGUGUCCGGAAGCCAGAGCCUAUGUACUUUCUCAACAGCCGACAACUUUACCGUCCUUUUCUUCACUUCCCGUUCCAGCUGAUAUUUUACAACUUCUUUCGCGCUUACUGGUAUGGCAGGCAUCAGACAGAGCUUCGGCUUCCGAAGCAUUGUCUAUGCGUAUGCUUGAGCGCGGACAGAAAAUAUACCAUGUCGCUCUGUGCGAAGAUUGUAGAUCAGGUUUAUGUACGCAAUGUCAAUUAGAUCCAGAACCCCUCGCUGCUGAGCCACUGUCUCGCUCUGCUGAUGAUGAAAAGUGGCUAAGCGUUGAACAUCUACAAGAGAAGUUGGACGAAGCUGUCGAGUCUGGGAGAGACAGUAGGAGACCACGAGUAGAUGUUGAUCCUCUUUCACAGCAUUUCGAAGCUUUCGUGCACGCUCACGUGCAGACGCCGGCCGUCGACGUUCAACAGGCGCACGAUUGGAGGCGAUUUCGCUAG